CUCCUCACUGACAUAUCAAGAUGGCGGCCAACGUGAGGCGUGUUGUACGGUCUGUCGGUCUUCUUUCUCCUUCUUGCAAAGGAUCACAGCAUGUCUUUAAGAAUCUGGUAACGGGCUUGAGUGGACAAGGAAGAAGAUAUCUUUCGUCAGAGGUCAGGACUGUCACUCUGAUUCCUGGCGAUGGUAUUGGACCUGAGAUAUCUGAGUCUGUGAAGCAGGUUUUUGCUGCUGCAAAGGCACCUGUYAACUGGGAGGAGGURAGCGUAACRCCAAUYAUUCUUCCYGAUGGAAGGACMACAGUCCCACCAGCUGCAAUAAACUCMAUGAACAAAAAUAAAGUUGGWCUUAAAGGGCCAUUGGAGACAAAAAUUGGCAAAGGACAUGUCUCUUUGAACCUCACGUUGAGAAAGACAUUCAACCUUUAUGCCAAUGUAAGACCCUGCAGGUCUAUUGAUGGCUACCCUACUGUAUAUGAUGAUGUAAAUCUUGUGACAAUCAGAGAAAACACUGAAGGAGAAUACAGUGGCAUAGAGCACAUUGUAGUUGACGGAGUAGUUCAAAGUAUAAAGCUUAUUACAAGGAAGGCAUCAAUGAGAGUAGCAGAAUUUGCUUUCAGCUUUGCCAAGGCCAAUAAUAGGAACUCAGUAACAGCAGUACAUAAAGCUAAUAUCAUGCGGCGUUCAGAUGGCCUGUUUCUACAAUGUUGCCGUGAGGUUGCUGAGCAAAAUAAAGAUAUUCGUUACAAUGAGAUGUAUCUGGAUACAACAUGUUUAAAUAUGGUAAAAGACCCAAGUCAGUUUGAUGUACUUGUAAUGCCUAAUCUAUAUGGCGAUAUUCUAAGUGAUUUGUGUGCUGGUCUAGUUGGCGGCUUGGGAGUCACACCCAGUGGCAACAUAGGAGAUGAUAAUGUUGCUAUCUUUGAAUCUGUGCAUGGCACUGCCCCUGAUAUCGCAGGCCAGGACAAGGCCAACCCUACAGCCCUUCUUCUUAGUGCAGUCAUGAUGCUCAAGCACAUGAAACUCAAUUCUUAUGCAGAAAAGAUAGAAAAUGCUGUUCUUGAAACUAUUAAAGAUGGCACAAUGAUAACUGGUGAUCUUGGUGGAAAGGCAAGCUGUUCUCAGUUCACUCAAGCCAUUUGCCAACRUCUGUAGGUUGAUCAAYCUUCCUACAGCACWAUGAGGACAUUAUUCUUUGUACAAAUUUCUAUAGUUAUUGACCCAAACACUAUUGGCAGUUGAUUGUAAUUUCGUUUUAUUCAAGAGAAUGCCUAAUUUUUAUUUAGAAUUGUAUUUGUACAGAAGUUCAUAUAACUUCCAAUUUGUAUAAAUUGUGGUUGGUUCGAUAUUAAUAAAAUCAAGUUUCAAUA
Messenger RNA from Exaiptasia diaphana, 1366 nucleotides. RefSeq names its product isocitrate dehydrogenase [NAD] subunit alpha, mitochondrial. The coding region runs from base 21 to 1151 and encodes 376 amino acids. Gene Ontology annotation, molecular function: isocitrate dehydrogenase (NAD+) activity; NAD binding; magnesium ion binding. The record is from RefSeq and is a predicted model, not a curated record. Gene Ontology annotation, biological process: isocitrate metabolic process; tricarboxylic acid cycle. Gene Ontology annotation, cellular component: mitochondrion. The transcript has 12 exons. NCBI's taxonomy places the organism in Eukaryota, Metazoa, Cnidaria, Anthozoa, Actiniaria, Aiptasiidae.